AUGGAUAAGAAGAAUGAGGAGCCAAGUUCUUCGAUAGGUGGACCUUUUCUGAAUAACUGCACUGCUCCUGUCAAUGCUUGUCACAUGGAGACCAACAUUUCCUAUGUGGAUUUUUACCUUCACCAGCCACUUGUUGCUGCUGUCUUCAUCAUCUCCUACCUCUUCAUCUUUCUUCUGUGCAUGAUUGGCAAUGGAGUAGUCUGUUUUACUGUUCUGCAGAGCAAACAUAUGCAUACUGUCACCAACCUCUUCAUCUUGAAUCUGGCUGUCAGUGAUCUGCUGGUGGGGAUUUUUUGUAUGCCCACCACUCUACUGGAUAAUAUCAUAUCAGGAUGGCCUUUUGGUAAUAUUGCCUGCAAAAUGAAUGGUAUGAUCCAAGGAAUAUCUGUUUCUGCUUCUGUCUUCACUUUGGUGGCAAUUGCAGUUGACAGGUUCCGUUCUAUUGUUUAUCCUUUUAAACAAAAGCUUACCAUAUGGACAGCAUUAAUCAUCAUAGCCAUCAUCUGGGUCCUGGCUAUUGCCAUCAUGUGCCCAUCUGCUGUAAUGCUGAAGGUGAAAGAGGAAAAACAUUUCAGAGUCAUGCUGGGCGAUGACAACCAAACUCGAGCCAUCUACUGGUGCCUGGAAGAUUGGCCCAACCAGGACAUGAGGAAGAUCUACACAACAGUCCUCUUUGCCAAUAUCUACUUGGCUCCCCUGUCACUCAUUGUCAUCAUGUAUGCUCGGAUAGGGAUCACGCUUUUCAACACGGUGCCUGCCUCUGGAAAGCAAGGCCACGAACGCCAUUCAGUUUACAGGAAGAAGUUGAAGGUCAUCAAGAUGCUGAUCAUUGUGGCUUUGUUAUUCAUCCUCUCCUGGCUGCCGUUGUGGACCUUGGCCAUGCUCUCUGAUUAUGCUGACUUGAAUCAGACUCAACUGCAGCUCAUCAAUAUCUAUGUCUACCCUUUUGCCCACUGGUUGGCCUUCUUUAACAGUAGUGUCAACCCAAUCAUCUAUGGCUUCUUCAAUGAGAACUUCCGUCGGGGUUUCCAAGCUGCUUUUCGGCUUCAGCUCUGCUCUGGGGAUGCGAUGCCUCGGGAGAUGUAUUCUCAACGGGCCCAAAACAAUGCUGUUUUGCCUGCAGCAGUUCCCCAGCAGCUAGGACGUGAUCUUUCCUCAUCUGUUGCAGGGCGGCCAAUUCAAAAGGGGAACUGGGUGGAUAAAACACAGGUUCUGAUGAUGGAGAAUCUAGAAGAUGUUACAAAUGACAUUGGCACUAAACAAGACUUGCUAUGA
This is a messenger RNA of Python bivittatus (Burmese python), 1275 nucleotides long. RefSeq names its product neuropeptide FF receptor 2 (gene NPFFR2). Gene Ontology annotation, molecular function: peptide binding; opioid receptor binding; neuropeptide receptor activity. Gene Ontology annotation, biological process: G protein-coupled receptor signaling pathway; regulation of MAPK cascade; regulation of adenylate cyclase activity. Lineage: Eukaryota; Metazoa; Chordata; Lepidosauria; Squamata; Pythonidae. The record is from RefSeq and is a predicted model, not a curated record. Gene Ontology annotation, cellular component: plasma membrane.